AUGAAGAAAACUUCCAAGGAGAACAAUAAUUUCAAAGUUCCUGAUACAGAAUUGAAUUCCACGGAUGCUGAAAGGGGAAAAAAAGAGAGUCCAAGUAACUUUGUUGAAAUGCUGCCCCUGGAAGUCACUUCUAAAAUUUUCAGCCAGCUAGACAUUCAGAGUUUAUGCAGAGCUUCCAGGACAUGUACAAGUUGGAACCGUGCAAUAAGAAACAAUGACAGCUUGUGGAAACCCCACUGUUUAACCAUAAGAGCUGUGUGCCAAAGAGAAAUAGAUGAUGAUAUAGAAAAGGGUUAUACCUGGAGGGUAAUACUCCUAAGAAAUUACCAGAAGAGCCAAGUGAAACACGAUUGGCUAAGUGGCAGAUACAGCAACAUUCGUUCUCCUGUUAGCCUGCCAGAAAAGGCUAUGUGCCCCAUGGAUGCAGAUACGUGGGGGGAAAUUCUAGAUGCAGAACUGGAAAGAGAAGUUGAAAAAAUCACAAUAGUUUGA
Grammomys surdaster is the source of this 492-nucleotide messenger RNA. RefSeq names its product F-box protein 48 (gene Fbxo48). The transcript is spliced from 2 exons. The coding region runs from base 1 to 492 and encodes 163 amino acids. Gene Ontology annotation, biological process: SCF-dependent proteasomal ubiquitin-dependent protein catabolic process. The record is from RefSeq and is a predicted model, not a curated record. Gene Ontology annotation, cellular component: SCF ubiquitin ligase complex. Gene Ontology annotation, molecular function: protein binding. Lineage: Eukaryota; Metazoa; Chordata; Mammalia; Rodentia; Muridae.